CAUCAUAUCACCAGUUGAGGCAGUAAAUCUGGCGCAGCUGUGAUCACUUCCACUUUGUUCGCGAUGGACAACUCGCAUCCCCAUGAGGCCGGCAUUGUCCGCACAGCCUCAGGGCGCGAAACAUAUGCGCCUGAUGGCCAUACUUCCAACAUUGCCGCAAACCACGAAUAUGCGGCUGUCACAGGGGAGAGGCACGCGUCUCCGGCGACGUCGAGAACCUCUAGCGAAUCUUCUCUCUCUGACCGAUUCGAGGCCGUGAGAUCAGGGGAUCACGAAGAUGGUCCUUCCGACUCAGAGCUGAUCACAACUACGUUGACAAGGCGGAAAACCCAGGGUACUAUCAACCAUGAAGAAAGGAGCGAACUACGCGAGCUCUACACCACCCUGUCGCGGAAGCAGUCGACCAUAGCCAACCCCGGCGAUCCUUCGGUCGACCCAGGAAGCGAUUCAUUCCAGCUGCACAAGUUCCUGAAGAUGUUCAGAAAUCAGAUUGAGGGUGCCGGACACUCCAUGAUGCAGGUAGGGAUUGCCUACAAGAACCUGAACAUAUACGGCAAAGGCGAAGCUCUACAACUGCAGAAAACCGUCGGCAACAGCUUCAUGGUCCAGGACAUGUUCAAGAGCAAGAAGCAGCACAAACACAUCUUGCGGAAUUUCGACGGCAUUGUCAAGAGCGGUGAGAUGCUCAUUGUGCUCGGCCGUCCUGGCUCAGGAUGCAGCACGCUUCUCAAAACCAUGUGCGGAGAGUUGCACGGGCUUGAGAUGGACGAGAAAUCUAUCGUUCACUACAACGGCAUACCGCAGAAGGAGAUGAUGAAGGAGUUCAAAGGAGAGGUCGUUUACAACCAGGAAGUGGAUAAGCAUUUUCCUCACCUCACGGUCGGCCAGACGCUCGAGUUCGCGGCGGCUACACGGACACCGUCUUCGCGGCCAAUGGAAAUGUCUCGCAAGGACUUCGUCCAGUACAUCACACGCGUGGUCAUGGCUGUCGUUGGGCUUAGCCACACGUAUAACACCAAAGUAGGAAACGACUUCAUCCGCGGUGUUUCCGGAGGUGAACGCAAACGCGUGAGCAUCGCAGAGAUGAUGUUGGCAGGUUCUCCGUUUGCUGCUUGGGACAACAGCACAAGAGGUCUCGAUUCUGCCACCGCUUUCAAGUUUGUCAACACACUGCGACUUGCCUCGGACUUCGGCGACAAUGCCGCUGCCGUAGCGAUCUACCAAGCGAGCCAAAGCAUCUAUGACAUCUUUGAUAAAGCAACCGUACUAUAUGAGGGUCGUCAGAUCUACUUCGGUCCUGCCGAUGCUGCUAAAGAGUUCUUCGAGCGACAAGGCUGGUACUGCCCGCCGCGACAAACGACUGGAGAUUUCCUCACCUCCGUAACCAACCCGCAGGAGCGCAAGGCACGAGAGGGCUGGGAGAACAAGGUGCCCCGCACGCCCGACGACUUUGAACGGAUCUGGCGCGAGUCGCCCGAAUACAAGGGGCUCAUGGCUGAGCUCAACCAACAUGAGAACGAGUAUCCGAUUGACCACCAAGGUCAGAGCGCAACGCGGCUACGCGAGCAGAAGAACUUCCAGCAAGCGAAGCGCGUCCGCCCCAAGUCAUCUAUUCUCAUCAGCGUUCCCAUGCAAGUCAAGCUCUGCACCGUUCGCGCUUACCAGCGUAUUUGGGGUGACAUCUCAGCCACGGCCACCCAGGCUGGCCUGAACGUCGUCAUGGCUCUCAUCGUCGGUUCAAUCUUCUUCGGUUCUGAUUCCUCAACACAAUACUUCUUUUCCAGGGGAUCAGUCUUGUUCCUUGCUAUCCUCUUCAACGCUCUUACUGCUAUUGCGGAAAUCAACAGUCUCUAUGCGCAAAGACCCGUUGUCGAGAAGCACGCCAGCUAUGCAUUCUACCAUCCUGCUGCUGAGGCAAUGGCUGGCAUAGUAUCUGAUGUACCGGUCAAAUUCGUCCAAGCCGUCUUCUUCAACAUCAUCCUCUACUUCAUGGCUGGACUGCGCCGGGAACCCGCACAAUUCUUCCUCUACUUCCUGAUAACGUACAUCUCAACUUUCGUCAUGUCCGCUGUCUUCCGAACUUUGGCAGCCUGUACCAAAACUGUCUCGCAAGCUAUGGCGCUUGCGGGUGUCUUGGUCCUUGCACUUGUGGUCUAUACUGGCUUCGUCAUCACUGUCCCUUCCAUGCACCCUUGGUUCAGCUGGAUAAGAUGGAUCAAUCCAAUCUUCUAUGCUUUCGAGAUCCUAAUUGCCAACGAAUUCCACGGCCAACAGUUUCAAUGCUCACAGUAUAUUCCAGCGUACUUUCCUCUACAGGGCAACUCAUGGGUGUGCAACGCUGUCGGAGCUGUCGCAGGCCAAACCACAGUCAGCGGCGACGCUUUUAUCGCUACUAAUUACGAGUACUACUACUCCCAUGUGUGGCGCAACUUUGGUAUCCUCCUCGGUUUCUUGUUCUUCUUCAUGUUCAUCUACUUCGCAGCGGUCGAGCUGAACUCCUCCACGUCGAGCAGCGCGGAAGUUCUCGUUUUCCAACGCGGCCAUGUUCCUGCAUACAUGCAAGACGGUGGCAAGAACCCGCAAUCCGAUCCAGAGAAGGGCACCUCCGCCAACCCGAACGCGACUGACGGUGAAGGAGACGUAGGCGCCGUUGAGCCCCAGAAAGAUAUCUUCACCUGGCGCGAUGUGACCUACGAUAUCCACAUCAAAAGUGAGGAGCGCAGGUUGCUCGAUCAUGUCUCUGGAUAUGUCAAACCAGGCACGCUCACUGCAUUAAUGGGUGUAAGCGGUGCUGGAAAAACAACUCUGCUCGAUGUGCUUGCGCAACGAACUACCAUGGGAGUGGUCACCGGAGACAUGUUUGUCAAUGGAAAGGCAUUAGAUGCCAGCUUCCAGCGCUCAACCGGUUACGUCCAACAACAAGAUCUUCACCUUGAAACCGCCACGGUUCGCGAGAGUCUACGGUUCAGCGCUAUGCUCCGUCAGCCGAAGACUGUGAGCAAGCAGGAAAAAUACGACUAUGUGGAAGAGGUCAUCAAGAUGCUCAACAUGGAAGACUUCGCCAACGCGGUUGUCGGUGUACCCGGCCAAGGUCUGAACGUUGAGCAGCGCAAGCUCCUGACUAUAGGAGUGGAGCUCGCGGCUAAGCCUAAACUUCUUCUCUUCCUUGACGAGCCCACCAGUGGUCUUGACAGUCAGAGUUCAUGGGCAAUCUGCGCUUUCCUCCGAAAGCUUGCCGAUGCCGGUCAAGCCGUCCUUUGUACCAUUCAUCAACCUUCCGCUAUCCUGUUCCAAGAAUUCGAUCGCUUGCUGUUCUUGGCCCGCGGCGGUAGAACCGUCUACUUUGGCGAGAUUGGCAAGAAUUCCCGCACGCUCCUCGACUACUACGAAAGCAACGGUGCCCGCAGGUGCGGAGACGACGAGAAUCCAGCGGAGUACAUGCUUGAGAUUGUCAAUGCCGGGAAGAACGACCAAGGCGAAGACUGGCACGACGUCUGGAAGAAGAGCGAGCUUCGACAGAUCGUUGAAAAAGACAUCGACCGCAUCCAUGAGGACAAGAAAAACGAAGAAGUUGCCGGGUCCGACGACCCUACUGCCACCUCUGAGUUUGCCAUGCCCUUCGGACAACAAGUGACGGAGGUCACUUACCGUGUCUUCCAACAGUACUGGCGUAUGCCUAGCUACGUGUUUGCCAAAUUUGGUCUCGGUAUUGCCGCCGGUUUGUUCAUCGGAUUCAGUUUCUACAAUGCCGAUUCCUCUCAGGCUGGCAUGCAGAUUGUCCUGUUCGCCGCGUUCAUGUUGACGACUAUCUUCACAACUCUUGUGCAACAGAUUCAACCACUUUUUAUCACCCAAAGAGAGUUGUACGAAGUUCGCGAGCGUCCCAGCAAAUCCUAUUCUUGGAAAGCGUUCAUGAUUGCGAACAUUGUUGUCGAAAUUCCCUACCAAAUCAUGACCGGUAUCUUGAUUUGGGCGUGUUUCUACUACCCGGUGGUAGGUGCCAACCAGAGUGGCCAGCGACAGGGCCUAGUGUUGUUGUUCAGCAUGCAGCUCCUCAUCUACGCCAGCUCCUUCGCCCAGAUGACCAUUGCCGCACUUCCGGACGCACAAACCGCCUCCGGUAUUGUCACGCUUCUCACAUUCAUGAGUAUCUUGUUCAACGGUGUUCUCCAAGCUCCGUCUGCGCUCCCACGCUUCUGGAUCUUUAUGUACCGCGUCUCGCCGUUCACGUACUGGGUCGGUGGCAUUGUGUCGACUCUACUACACGGCCGCGAGGUGAUCUGCACCGAGAACGAGACCUCGCGCUUCAACCCGCCGUCCGGUCAGACCUGCCAAGCAUAUAUGGCUGAAUACCUACAGACAGCCCCUGGUCAGCUUCAAAACCCGGACGCCACCACCGAUUGCAUGUAUUGCCCUCUGAGCAACGCAGACCAGUUCUUAGCAGGCUCGAAUAUCUACUACGGCGAAAGAUGGCGUAAUUUUGGUAUUAUCUGGGCUUUCGUGAUCUUCAACGUUUUCAUUGCUGUCCUGACCUACUGGGCGUUCCGCGUGGCCAAGUGGGGCAAGGGAAGCAAGAAGGGAACGAAGAGCAAGCCCCAGGAGACUGCCGAGAAGAUUGCAGCAACACCAGCACAGCAAGGCGCUGCGCCGCCUAACCGGGAGACGUAAGCCUAGUUGAUCCUAACAGCUGGCCUUUCAAUUCUACUUUUCUUCGGGAUGGAAGAGUUUCUUCUAGGAUUGUAAUGAUUAUUCUAUUUAGCGACUGUUGCAUAGCAUAGAUUCCUUUAUUUAGCGGGUUGUAUUGGUGAUAGAUUGGUUGGCUUCACGCGGGUUCAGGAGAAAUUGUAGUAAUUAUAAUUCAGGAAUGUGAUACCGUACGCUUCCAUCCU
Molecule: messenger RNA, 4889 nt
Organism: Paraphaeosphaeria sporulosa
Lineage: Eukaryota; Fungi; Ascomycota; Dothideomycetes; Pleosporales; Didymosphaeriaceae
Exons: 6
Coding region: 64-4668 (1534 amino acids)
Biological process (GO): transmembrane transport
Cellular component (GO): membrane
Molecular function (GO): ATP binding; ATP hydrolysis activity; ABC-type transporter activity
Source: RefSeq, a predicted model, not a curated record